AUGGCCCGCAACCGCUACCACGCCGACUUCGUCUCCAUGCACGGCUCUCCGGGGGUGGCGCCGAAGGCAAUCUCGCUCGACUUCCAGCCAUCCGCGCACGUCCGCAUCGAGGCCGUGUCCGCGCACCGCAGCCUCGCAUGCUGCGCUGAGGCUGACAUGGCACGGCCACCCUGCUACUACGUGUGCAAGCCGGCCUCGCGGCAGUGGCGGGCGCUGCCGAGCCCGCAAGUAAGGUUCCGCACGGCGGCGGUCGCCAUGGUGGCCCGGCCUUCCGCCUCUAGCACCGCGGCGGAGUUCAAGGUCGUCAGGGCCGAGGCGUGGCAGCUCAUCGCGCUGCCGAGGGAGGUGGACGAGACGGACGACCCGUGGGCACGCAAGCGGAUCGCCGCCGUGGAGGGGAGGCUGUGCCUGCUGGUGCUCACGGACGCCGCUGUGGACGAGGCGCAGCCGCCCGCGAUGGCGUGA
Messenger RNA from Miscanthus lutarioriparius, 465 nucleotides. Lineage: Eukaryota; Viridiplantae; Streptophyta; Magnoliopsida; Poales; Poaceae. The record is from the annotation of a GenBank genome assembly.